GACACGCGUCGCAGCGCUUCAUGGUUGGCGCAUCCCAAUACAAACGAGAAAGAGAAAGGGGUCCCCCUUCACCAUUAUUAUGCAACAAAUACUGACUUGACUCGGACACAUAAUCCACAUACAACGCAGGACAUGCUGACCGUGCGUGGAUGGCUGCAUGGAACCCGGCCGGCACGCUGCUCGCGACAGUCUGGCAGCCAGAGUUGGAAGGUCAAGGCAGCGAAGCGUGGCACUGCACUGCGGUGCUCGAGGAAGCGCACUCGCGCACUGUUCGAGCCGUGGCCUGGUCUCCCGACGGCCGCUCGAUUGCAUCUGGCAGCUUUGACUUUACUGUCUGCAUCUGGGACAAGAGCAGUGGCGAGUUUGAUUGCACGGCAACACUCGAGGGACACGAAAGCGAGGUCAAGGGCGUUGCGUUUGCACCGGCAGGCAAUGUCCUUGCAUCCUGCUCGCGAGACAAGAGCGUUUGGAUUUGGGAUGUCGAGGAGGACGGCGAAUUUGAGUGCGCUGGCGUCCUGCACGAGCACACCCAGGACGUCAAGUUUGUGCGAUGGCAUCCGACAGAGCCUAUUCUCGCCUCCGCCAGUUACGACAACACUAUCAAACUCUAUCGCGAAGACGACGGCGAUUGGGUUUGCUACGAAACCUUGAACGGGCACGAGUCGACUGUCUGGGCGCUGGCCUUCAACGCCGACGGUUCUUUCAUGGUGAGCGUGUCGGACGACCGUUCGUUGAAGAUUUGGAAGCGCCUCAAUCCUGGAAACAAGGAGGGAGUCGCCGUGCUCACGUCUCAAGCACCCAAGUGGAAAUGUGUUGCUACCGUUCCCGCCCUGCAUGAGCGUACCAUCCUGUCUGUGGACUGGUCGCCCGUCACCGGGCUGAUUGCGACUGGCGGUGCUGACAAUGUCAUUCGGAUAUUGAAGUUUAACGAGAGCGACGUCGAUCAGAAUGGCCAGGCUGCUGUUUCCGUCGUGUGCUCUGUCGACGCCGCUCACACACAAGACGUCAACUCUGUAGCGUGGAAUCCCGUUCGGGGGUCUUUGUUGGCAUCCACAUCGGACGACGGCUCUGUCCAUCUGUGGAAUAUCUCGUCGUAA
Molecule: messenger RNA, 1097 nt
Organism: Capsaspora owczarzaki ATCC 30864
Lineage: Eukaryota; Filasterea; Ministeriida; Capsasporidae
Product: WD repeat domain-containing protein
Exons: 6
Coding region: 150-1097 (315 amino acids)
Biological process (GO): iron-sulfur cluster assembly
Cellular component (GO): cytosolic [4Fe-4S] assembly targeting complex
Molecular function (GO): protein binding
Source: RefSeq, a predicted model, not a curated record